This is a messenger RNA of Darwinula stevensoni, 2383 nucleotides long. The record is from the annotation of a GenBank genome assembly. NCBI's taxonomy places the organism in Eukaryota, Metazoa, Arthropoda, Ostracoda, Podocopida, Darwinulidae.
AUGUAUGCUGGGGAACAUGGGCCUGAUCCCCUCCCUUGGUCGAGCCCAAUCUCAGCCUCAGACUCGAGUCGACUCCGGAACGAAGUGUAAGACGAAGAGCGGGUUGCCGGGGAUCUGCACGUUCCCGACCGCUUCUCGACUGCUGAGUCAGGGGCUGGUCGUGAAGCCGGGGACACCCUCCGGCGUCCAUCAGAGGCUCUCCCAGGCCGACCAGAAGGCGCUUCAGCUGGGGAGGAAUGCCAUGAUCGGCGUCGAGGCGUCGAGGAAUCUCACUAUGCAGCUCAAUCUGAGUCCAGAGCAGGCGACAUUUGGUCUGCCGAAAUAUUCCAUGGUGAAAACGGCAGCGGCCGGAGCGUGCCUCCCGCAACCGACGUGCAAUCCCAGCAGCAAGUACCGGACCCAGGACGGAGCCUGCAACAACCUCCAGAACCCCCUGUGGGGUCAGUCGCGGACCGCGUUUCAGCGCAUCUGUCCACCUGCCUACCAGGACGGUGUGAGCUCGCCUCGAGUGGCAGUGUCGGGGAGGGCGUUGCCCAGUGCCCGGACCGUGAGCGCCACGCUGGUCCCGAAUUGCGAUCAUCCCAGUAUGAAAUUGACGCUCAUCACAAUGCAGUGGGGACAGUUCCUCGACCACGACAUCACCUUGACCCCUACCUCCACGCUCGUGGGUUCGUUCCUUCGCUCCGUUCCGCCGUUCGUUCGAGCGUUCAAGCGAAACGGAGAUGUGAUAUCCCCUUCCCCUUUCCCCGAAUGUUUCGCCAUCCAGAUCUCCCCAGAGGAUCGCUUCUAUGGACCACAGCAGCUCGUGACGACAAGAGAGAAGAAUGAAACCGAUCCGAAUUCGUGUCGACAGCAACGAUGCAUGAACUUCGUGAGAAGCCUUCCGGCCACCCGACCCGAUUGUGCCUUCGGACCGAGAGAACAGAUGAACCAAAUAACCUCCUGGCUUGACGGGAACUCCGUGUACGGGUCCGACCUCGAGACGGUGAAGAAGCUGCGAGCAUUCCAAGGUGGCCUCAUGAAAACCUACGAAUUGGAUGGUCGGAGCCUUCUUCCACUCGAGUCCGAAGGAGCCAAGAAACGUCAAUCGGAAGUCCCGAACUUCGCCGCCGGGAGGGUGGUUUCGGUCUUGGACUCGAGUUCUCUCACGGGGCCCACAUCGACAGGGGACACGAGGGUGAACGAGGUUGCGAGCCUCACGGUCUUGCACACCGUCUUCGUUCGGCAGCACAAUCAAAUCGCCAGGGUACUACAACAACUGAAUCCGGCUUGGAACGACGAAACUUUGUUUCAAGAAGCAAGAAGGAUCGUGGGCGCUCAGUUGCAACACAUCACAUUCAACGAAUGGCUCCCAAACGUUCUCGGGUCAGCAUACAUGGCGCAAUACGGGAUCGCAACCCAGCAAUCGGGAUAUCGAUUCAAUUACGAUCCGAGCAUCAACCCGAGCGUGACGAAUGAAUUCGGCGUGGCCGCCUUCCGAUUCGGCCACACGCUCCUCCAGGGGAUUUUCAAGCUUUUCGGAGGAGAGGAGAAGAAGGAGAUCAUGGAGCUGCGCGACCUUUUCGGGAAUCCGAGUCUGUUGUACCCGAAGAGUGGGUUGGAUCGAUUCAUCAAUGCUUUAUUCGUCAUCGGUGAAUCUUUCUUCGUCUUUCCGUCUCGCAUCCUUGUGAAUUCCGUCGGAUUCCGGCAGGUGACGGAGCAUCUGUUCCAAGGCUCCGCGCCAUUCGGAAUGGAUCUGGUGUCGUUGAACCUGCAAAGGGGUCGGGAUCACGGGGUCCGAUCAUACAACGACUACCGGGCAAUUUCCGGUCUCGCCAGGGCCAGCACCUUCAGCGGCUUCGCCCCUCAGAUCGAUAGCCACACGAUCGAGGACAUGGCGCAGAUCUACGAGAGCGUGGACGACGUGGAUCUCUUCCUCGGUGGCGUCAGCGAACGACCGGUCGACGGAGCCGUGUUGGGACCCACCUUCCAGUUCAUCGUUGGCGACAUGUUCCAGCGUCUCCAGAAGGGAGAUCGCUUCUUCUACGACAUCGGAAACCAACCCGGUUCCUUCACGCCUGGUGAUUACUCUUCCUCUCUCACCUUCUACUCUCUCUCCUUCGAACGAUACCCAGCGGUCCUCUCUGUCUCCCUCGGCAAUCGUAGCGCAACUGGCAGAGAUCCGGAAGACGAGUCUCGCCCAGAUCCUGUGCGACAACAGCGAUGGUGGAAUCCAAGGAAUUCCGCCCUUGGUCUUUCAGAGCACGUGAGUUCUCUCUCGGUUCCGAGUCCGACACGAUCGAAAUCGUUCGUGAUUCGCCUUUUCCGCUCUGCAUUUAGGAUCCAGAAGGUGCCUUGCUCGAGCCCGACGAUUCUCCGACCGCAGUUUGGUCCAUGGAAGGUU